This is a messenger RNA of Petromyzon marinus (sea lamprey), 2706 nucleotides long. RefSeq names its product 5'-nucleotidase, cytosolic IIIA (gene NT5C3A). Gene Ontology annotation, cellular component: cytoplasm. Gene Ontology annotation, molecular function: magnesium ion binding; 5'-nucleotidase activity. NCBI's taxonomy places the organism in Eukaryota, Metazoa, Chordata, Hyperoartia, Petromyzontiformes, Petromyzontidae. The record is from RefSeq and is a predicted model, not a curated record.
AGCCACUAAACUUGCCCCCACACUGCGCGGCACCUGCCUCUGUUUUCUGGCUGCCGCACCAGUACGUCAUCUCCGCGUCUGCCAGUCCCGCUAGGCACAUGUACUGAUAAGAAUAGCCGGGCCUGUGCCGGGGACUUUGGGCGAGCAGUUCACUCUCGUUGCUGUGAUGAUGCCUCCCCGGGCGUGUACCCAGCUCGCUGUGCUGCUGUGUGUGCUGCUGCUGCCGUGCCGAUCGGGGAAACCAGACUGGAGCGGCCAUCCUAGUCGUGACGCGCCUUCGUGUGUUGCCGUGCUAAACAUGCCUGAAUUCCAGAAGCGGACGGUGCACAUCCGUGACCCUGAGCGGGUGGAGGCCAUAAUGUGUGGCCUCAUCGAGGGAGGAGCCUCAAAGCUGCAGAUCGUCACAGAUUUUGACAUGACUUUAACGAGAUUUUCGUACAAUGGGACACGCUGCCCAACCUGUUACAACAUCAUUGAAAGCUGCAAGUCCGUUACAGAAGAGGGAAUAAGGCAGCUGCAUGCCUUAAAAGACAAGUACUACGCCAUUGAAAUCGACCCAAAGCUGAGUAACGAAGAGAAGCUUCCCUACAUGGUCGAGUGGUGGACCAAGGCACACAACCUGCUGGUGCAGCAGGGCCUCCACAAGGAUGAGCUGGAGCAUGCUGUGAGAGACUCUGACGUCAUGCUCAGGGAAGGCUAUGUGUGGUUCUUCAACCGCCUGAACGAGCGGCACGUACCCGUGUUCAUCUUCUCGGCGGGUGUGGGUGACGUGCUCGAAGAGGUCAUUCGCCAGGCAGAUGUGUUCCACCCCAACGUUCAUGUCGUCUCCAACUACAUGGAUUUUGACGACGGCGGUGUGCUGCGGGGAUUCAAGGGAGAGCUGAUCCACAUCUACAACAAGCGAGAGGGCGCACUGCGCAAUGCCGAUUACUUCAAGCAACUGCGCAACUACAGCAACGUUCUGCUGCUCGGAGACUCGCUGGGAGACCUGCACAUGGCAGACGGAGUGCCCAGGCUGGACAACAUGCUCAAGAUUGGCUUCCUCAACGACAAGGUGGAGGAGAGACUGGAGAAGUACAUGGAAAUGUACGACAUUGUCUUGGUGCGAGAUGAGACGUUGGAGCUGGCCAAUGCCAUCCUGCAGAAGAUUCUGUAGCCCAAACACCAUGGUCCAUCAGUUACAGCAAAAAAAAAGUGACUCCACCAGUCCCACCCCAAUCCCCAUCAACCCCAGCAGCUCUGAUCUUUGCUCUUCCCCAUUCUUAACCGUUAACUGAAUGGCUUCAUACUGCAUGAGUAUGAAUCUGUUUCUAGUGUAAUCGUGCAAAACCACUGCACUAAAACCACUACGUUUGAAUCUCUAUCUCGCUUGGCACAUGUGCCUGAAAAUCUGUGGAGAACAUGUUGGCCAUUUUCUUUCAUUUGAAUCUUCCAAAUUGUAGAGAAACAUCAUCAUCCACUUUGAGAGUAAAUCGUGAACUUGAUUAUUUUUGAUCGAUAAAGCGGUCACUUAACAUUCAUUUUUAUUGCAAAAAUGCCUUUAAUUUGGAAAUAGCUAUUAAUUGAUAUCCCUACCUAUUCAAGCAUAUUCCAAAGAAGGUAACAACCAAUAUAUUCGGAACAGAAAGAGUUGAAGUAGAUUGAUACAGGGGGUUCUCAUGCAGUGGUUUUACAAAGUAAAUGUACACACAGGAAAAAAUUGCUAUUUUUACAGAAGCGUUCUUUGCAGAGUUAAACCAUGUUGUGGAUAGUGUUUUCUUAUUUAAUUUAAGAAUAUUUGUGAAACGGUAAUUGGGCAAACGGCGGUUUGUGCGUGGUGCGAGGGGAAACUGCAUGUUUGGCUGUUGUUCCUGUGGGGCAACAUCACACAGAAACUCUACAUAUGGCUGCCCUGGCUCACUGCUUGUGGCCACGUGUGCUAUUGAUCUCCUGCUUCUACAGAGAUCGGUGGCGCACGACAUCUGGUGGUAUGUGUUGCAAGCACCAAACCGAACCCCUGCUUCGUGUGAGGUUUAAUUUUGAGGAUAGAAUUGCACGUAGGGUGAGGAUUACUGCUUUUAAAGGUGACAGUAGUCCUGGUACUGUAUUAGGAUUGUUCAUUGCAAGUGUAGUGUUAUGGCUAGAAUUGCGUUUAGAAUGCACGUUUAGGUUGAUAGGGUUCGUUGUACGAUUGUUAGGAGAGUGUUAGUUUUGAGGUUAGGGUUAGCAUUCAAGUGAGUGUUAUGGUUCGUAUUAGUACAACACCAUGACCAAUGCAUUUAAUGAAAGUGCUUCGUGGAAAUGAUUUGCGAUAAAUGGAAUACCAAAUGUAAGGGUUUGAAUCUUGCUACUUGGAUGCAGCACCCCACCAAACCUGUCCACCAUCACCAUUAUUUAACUCCCAAGUCAAAUGCUUUCCUCUGCUUUUAAGUGCUGUGUGGAGCACUGCGUUUAAGGCAGUAUUCUCUUAACGAAGCACAAAGUUACGCUGGCAAAUUGACCAAACACCGUGCAUGGUUAGCCUUGUGCAUUUUUGGGUUUAGUACGCAAAGCAAUUUGUUGCCCUCUGUCGUCAGUGCACUCCCGAAAUGUGCCACAAAAGGUGCAAGGCACAUUUAACUUGUAGCAGUAUUGAAGGAAAUGUAUUUUAUCCAGUGCCAGGUGCCUCUGGAAUUGCAUUAAGAUUCAAUUGCUUUAUUUUUAUUGGAAUAAAUAUCUUUGUGCGUU